AUGACACUAGCAACCCUCAGUAUCAGAAUAUACCAGUUUUAUAAGAAGCAUGUAUCAGUAACAGUGUAUCCAAAACUCUCUGCUCAUGCAAGGAAAAUGAUGGCAGUGUUUGGUAGCACAUAUGUUUGUGAGCAGCUCUUUUCAAAAAUUAAUCUGGUUAAAAACAAGCAUAGGUCUGUACUUACUGAUGAACAUUUGGAAUGUACCCUGCGUGUAGCCACAUCAUCCAUACAGCCUGAUAUUGAUGAGUUGGUGUCCCAAAUGCAACAUCAACCAUCUCACUAGGGUAGCCUUUUAUUUGCUCAUUAAUGGUUAGGAAAAAGUCUGUUUGAUAAUUCUUAUGUUAAUGAUCCCAGUUAACCAAUAAUAAGUAAUUAUUUAUGUUUGUACAUUAUAAUAAUAAGGUACGGUAGCCUUUCAUUUGCUUGUUGAUAGUAAGGAAAAUACUUUUGUCUCAGACGAUUCUUAUUUUUGUGAUUCCAAUUUAAAUAAAAUCAGUAAUACUAAUUAUCUAUCUUUAUUAGUAUAAUCUCACAUAAUAUGUCUUCGGUCAUAGUAAAUAACAUGAAAUAGUAAGGUUAUGUGGCCCUCGAUACCGACAAGUCGUGACUAGUGGCCCUUUGGGAAAAAAGGUUGCACACCCCUGAGUUAAACAAAGCCUCAUCCAUUUAAUAAUCAAAUCAAACCUUUCCUAGCCCCAUAUCUCACCCUCAGAAUGGCCUUUGAAUUUUACGAGUGAUCUUUUGAAGUUUCAUGUAGACAGAAAGACAGUAAUGGGGGAUUUUAGACCUUUUAAACUGCAUUACAUGAUGAGCAAAUUGUCUCCCAGACUUCUAGCACCAUGUCAUUGAAGGAGAGCCUCAGAUGGCAACUGCCAAGAACUGCCUAUCAUAACAACUCUUGAAUAUAAAGCUAAGGUUUCCUCACUCCAUUAUUUUCUUAAUGUUCAGUCAUAAUAGACCUUUCAUUGAUAAACCCAGCAUGACCUUGAACAUGAGGUAAAGAUUGAAAAUCAUUGCUACUUACCCAUAAAGUUUGAGCAUCUGUCAUGGUCAGAGGAGGAGUAAAGCUCAUUUUCCUGUAACCAUUGAUGAUCAGAACACCAGUGUUGGAGUACUGCUCAUGAGAAACAGACAUAAAAAUACCAUACCAGCAAAGCAGCCAAAGCCUGAACUACCAUAACCAUAUCAAAAGUGGCAAUCCUUAUCAGUUAUUUUACACAUCCAUCAUCUUAACUAUAUAAAACAAUGAUAUGGAAAUGAAUAACUAAAAAAUUAAAACUUCAAAACUACUGCUGGGUUAUGGGUAUUCUUUAUACCAGAAAGAUUUUCAUAUAUACAUAAGUCACUUUGAUUUAUUUUCAUAUUGGUUUCUGUCUUUUCACCCCUUAAUUUUCUAUGAAUGGCUCACAUUACAUGAUACAUACCUGUAUACAAGGGAUGUAGGUUAAGACACUUUUAUGUGAGUGUCCAAGCUUAAACUAAGUGAGCAUCAGGUAUUGACACUAAAGCAGUAAAGAAAUUUUUUUAAAUUAUGGUUGUUUUCUUUAUCCAGUAAUUAGAUUUUUAAUGGACAUAAUUCGCUUACUAAGAUUUAAAUAUUAUUGAUAAAAACAAACCCUGUGGGGGACCUGUAUAAAUGUUAAUAAUUUUAAUUCACCGGUAUGGUUAAACUACCUAAUAAUAAUAGCACUAAUGGUAAAGAUAUUGUUGGAUCUAAGGCUAGGCAGGAUCAGGAAAUGAUACUCAGCGUGGUUCCGUAUCUUCAUUGCAACUAACUCACAGCGGAAGGAAGUACAGAUAGCUUGUGACGUGGACAUUGACGUCACUUAUAUAUGGGCGGCGCUCAGGCGCUGCCAACAGCUUCAUCUUAACACAUCUUAUAUCUCCCUCCCAAGAUAUUACAAGAAGGGUAAUAUUUUCAAAACUUAUCAUUGACAAUACAUUGGCAAUAUCAAAAAGCAGACAAAAUGACAAACGAAAUGCUCAACACUCAAAGAAAAACAUCAGACAGGUAUGGUAAACCAUAAUCAUAAUGAUUAUUGGCAACAUUAGGAUGACUGAAAAGGAGAGAGAGAGAGAGAGAGAGAGAGAGAGAGAGAGAGAGAGAGAGAGAGAGAGAGAGAGAGAGAGAGAGAG
Molecule: messenger RNA, 2138 nt
Organism: Macrobrachium nipponense
Lineage: Eukaryota; Metazoa; Arthropoda; Malacostraca; Decapoda; Palaemonidae
Product: EPM2A-interacting protein 1-like
Exons: 3
Coding region: 1-285 (94 amino acids)
Molecular function (GO): protein dimerization activity
Source: RefSeq, a predicted model, not a curated record